AUGCUCCCACGUCAGUAUGAUCUCAGCGCUGAGGUCACUCAAUUCUUCGAGGAUCAUGCUCCUGCCACACCACAACAGUGCGAUGCCUUUGCAAUUAAUCUUCUCGGCGAGCCAGUCAAACGUGUACCGAUACAGGGACAGUUUAGCUAUACACUGCUUGCAGGCCUCGAGCCCACGAUCGUACAAUUUCGCUCUCCCAAGUCGCAGCUUGACCCCAAAAUGACUUCGCUUGCGAAGAGUGUACAUAGUAAAUUGGCAGCCAAGACCAAGUCAUACGGGGUGAUGGCGGAUGAUUCUUUAUUCGUCUACGUUAUUGAAAGACUGCCCGGUGUUUCUUACAUCACUGUCAGUUUUGGCAUUGAGAAGCAGAUGAAUACGGUAGUAGGGCUUGCAAGGUUUUUCGCUGCAUCAUGGAUCAAGGCGCAACCGCGACCAGAGACACUGCUACAAAGCAACUAUGACAGGAAGCUCGAGCAACUCUCCAAGUCAAUGCCACCAUAUCUUACUCUAGCAAUUUUAACUGCUCGAACAGAGUUGGAUCUCCUUUUUGGCAGUGACUUUCGCUGCGCAUUAUGCCAUGGUGAUCUGAAUGAGAUGAACCUCCUAGUGGAUGAAGAGACGGGAGAUUUGACUGGAGUUAUAGAUUGGGCGGAAGCUAGCAUCCAACCUUUCGGGCUAUCCUUGUGGGGGUUAGAGACACUUCUUGGGUUUUCAGACAAGGAUGGUUGGCAUUACUACGGUGCUAGUAACUCUCUCGAAGAAGCAUUCUGGACCACUUUCCAUUACGAGGUCGGUAGUAUCUCAGAAGAUGAUAAGAAGCUUAUCGACAUUUCUAGAAGAGUUGGAGUCUUGUUAAGAUACGGGUUUAUAUGGAUCAAUGGGGUCGAGAGGCCGGUGACAGAGCAAACUGGGUUGGAUAGUUUGCUGCGCUUACAGGCAUUUUUCCAGAAGGGGUGA
Molecule: messenger RNA, 957 nt
Organism: Arthroderma uncinatum
Lineage: Eukaryota; Fungi; Ascomycota; Eurotiomycetes; Onygenales; Arthrodermataceae
Exons: 2
Coding region: 1-957 (318 amino acids)
Source: RefSeq, a predicted model, not a curated record